UAUUCUUUGACUAGAUCGCUCACGUACCGCAGUCAGUUUUGCGAUCUCGUCGGGUAAAGUCGAACUGAAGAUAGAUAUUCAUGAAUGGGUGAAGUAACCACGAAAUACAGCAGCAGGCGAUAGAAACCAAUAAAUAUGUCUGGUCCGCCGAAUAUCAACAAUGGGCAUCCCGGUGGCAGUGGUCGUGGAUGGCUUCGAACGCCACCUCCUACCUAUUUCCGAUCACCAUCGCCUUGGGUUCCCCCUGGAUCAACACCUAAUGCACAGCGACCUGCUUCAUUAACCGGUUCUAGUGAAUCUCAGUAUUUUUCACGGUAUGAUGCCUCGCCAACUUACUUAGCUCAACCCGCAUACAGCUAUCAAUAUGGAGAGAUUAAUGAAACUCAAAACCAAACCCCUGCAAAUGUCAAUACUGCUUGGCAAAAUACUACUCAAAACCAGGGAAUGUGUGACAAUGGAACAAAACGUGCAUCGGAGCGAUUUACUAAGAAAGAAGUAAUUAGUACACAAAAGCAACAGCUCAAGCGUACAGCUCCUUUGCAUUCAACGUCUGGUAUUGAAACAGUAGUGGCAAAAAAUGUGCCAUCUUCUUCUCAGAGGAUGCAACCAAUGCCAGCAAUCAAUCAAAUGGAUGCAACUUUUCAACGGCCUCAAUCAAGAGGGCCUAAUGUUCGUCACCCUACCCCAUCCUUCCAGUAUGGUCACAUUGAGCAUCCAUCUAGCUUCGAGUCAAAUAACCAACCACAAUACGUUAUAUAUGAUUACUCCGGCGAAGCAGGCCCUUCAACGGCAGAAAUUAUAGCAAACCAGUCUCAAGAUUAUGUAGAUGAAAAAUUAGCCGAAUAUCAAGCGACGAUACAUCUAUUGCAAGAUGAACAAGAACGCGUACAAAAGAAAACAUUUGUAAAUUGGAUAAAUUCCUUCCUGAUCAAGCGUAAUCCACCUCUAAAAAUUGUUGAUCUGAUACAUGACCUAAAAGAUGGAACGAAAUUAUUGGCCUUACUCGAAGUGCUUUCCGGCCAUCGCUUACCCAUGGAAAAAGGGAAAAUAUUACGACGGCCACAUUAUUUAAGCAACAUCAAUACGGCUCUACAGUUUUUGACAAGCAAAAGAAUAAAGUUAGUAAAUAUCAACCCAUCUGAUAUUGUUGAUGGACGACCGGCUGUAGUAUUGGGACUUAUUUGGACAAUAAUUUUAUACUUCCAAAUAGAAGAAAAUAGUCGCAUUUUGUACUAUUUAAAUGAAAAUCUGAGUGGAUCUGUUAGUAGUUUGGACAGUAGUUCCACAUCAUGUAUUCCAAGUCCAAGUAAACCACUACUUCAGGAGGCUGCUUCAACCAAAGCCUCGCAAGAAAUGUUAAAACAAGGACCUAAGAAAACUCUUCUGGGUUGGGUGAACAACGCGCUUCCAAAGCAAUCAGGAUUAGAAAUUCGAGACUUUGGGGCAAGCUGGAGAGAUGGAUAUGCGUUUUUGACCCUUAUCGAUUCAAUAAAAACGAAUGUGAUAAAUAUUGCAGAUAUGAAGAGACAUAACAACCGUUACCGUUUAGAUACUGCAUUCAACGUAGCAGAAACGGAGCUUGGUAUAGCAAGACUAUUGGAUGCAGAGGAUGUCGAUGUCAACUGCCCAGACGAAAAAAGUAUUAUGACAUACGUGGCUCAAUUUUUACACAAAUACCCAGAUGUCAAGAAUAUAAACUCAAAGAGUGAAAGUGAACGAGAACUUUUCGGGUUGUUGAGUUGGCUUCACUCUACAGUACGUCAUUAUGACAACUUGAAUGGAAAUUACCCUAACAAUUAUGACAUGCGCGAAAAACUAAAUCAGGAGAAAUUAGAUAAACUGAGUGUCUACAAAAGAUUAAAGAACAUUCAUGCUGGAAAACUAACACCAGAAGUAGAUGAUUUGAAUGACUACUGGCACCGACUUGAGCAACAUUUACAGCAGUGGUUAUGGUAUUUGGAUUGCAAUCUAGCUGGUCAGUUUGGUAUUAUUGGUUUAUGGUUGAGCAAUGGCGAAAAACUAUUAAAUGAUAGUGACAUUCCCUUCAAUAUGAAUGAGGAAACUGCGUCACUUAUCAGCAAAAAAUUAGAGGCACAUAAACAAUUUUUUGCUGCCUAUCCAGAAGUUUAUGGAACGUUCAACGAAAUAAAACAUACUAGUGCUGCAAAAAAUAUCCCGGAGAAUCAGCUUGCAAACUUAGAGAGAAGGUUAUGUGAUAUUGAAAUUAUUGCCAAGCAACGCAGAAUAAAACUGAAAUUUCUUGAGCACAAAUGCUGCCUGAUUGCGUUCUUGAAUCUACUGGAUAACAAAAUCAACGGUGUAAAAUACAAUAACGAAGAUGUCGUGAAGCAGUCGCUUGAGCAGUUAAAAAGCUUUGUUACUAGGAAUCAAAUAAUGCAAGAAUUUGAAAAAGCCCUAAUUGACAUGCGACAGGUUAUCGAUGAAUACAAAGUUGAUGGAAACAUUUCCAAAAAAGAGGAAUAUAAUAUUGACACUUUUCUUCGUGAAAUUGAAGAUAGAUGGAAAAACGUAUCUUCUCGAUUGAUCUGUACUGAGACAAUGCUAGAAGAUGUGCUAUCACACUGGAAGCGCUGGAAUAAUCUUUCAGAUGAUUUGGAAAAGUGGAUUGCAGCUGCUCAUAUUGCGCUGAAUACAUCGGAAGAUGAGAAAAUUGAAUUCUUCCAAAGCUUGGCUGCAUAUAAAGAAAAAUUUGGCUUGCUUACUGAAACAUACAACAUUUUAAAAUCAACAUGUGAUUAUGAUACAGCCAAUAAAAUUGAAGCCGCAUACAAACAGCUAUCGCUGCACUGGGAGCAGAUUUUCCAGUACUCUAAGCAAUAUCUUCAUGUGGGAGAUAUUUUACAACACAGACAAAAGUUCAAAAAGGAUGCAACUUCUCUUAGCGAUUGGAUACAAAAAGCUGAAAUUAUAUUAUCGAGAAACAAUCUUAGAAACACCAACGACAUAAAGGAAUCUGAAGCUGAGAUAAAACAAAUAGCCUGUGAAAUUGAGUCCAAAGAAGAGCUAUUCAAAUCGGUCAGUAGAAGUUUCCAAGCUUUGAUAAAGGAAUAUUCAAGAGAUGAAGUAGAUAAAAUGAUGACUUUAAUGAAACGAGAAAAAGAAGCAUUGGUUUGCAUACGAGCGCAGAUUCCAAUUAAGCUUCAUCUUUUCCACCAAAUAUUGACUCAACAAGAUGCAUUAGAAUCCGGCCAAAAGGAAAUUUCCGACUGGCUAGAUGAAGCUGAAAAUCUUCUGAUAUCUUAUGCAUUUAACAAUGAACCCCAACAAACAUCAGUCAACCUUUCGAAGCAUAAAAACUUUUUCAAUCGAACCUUGUAUUACAAGUCAAUGUUGGAAAGCAAAAACAAUGUCUUUCAUAACCUUCUCAAAUUAACUAAUACAGAUAAUAGUAUCGAUAUGAAAGAUUUAUCUGGUAAAAUGAAGCAACUCAAUGAGAGAUUCGCGUAUGUCAUCAAUAACGCCAAUGAUUGGGAGCAUAAAUUGCAGGAAAAUUUAAAAGCAUGGGAAAAAUUCAGCAACUGUCAUCAACAAGUUGAAAAUUUUCUACGACAAGCAGAAUCUUGGCAAAACGUCACGGUGCCCCUUGAAAAGCAAAGUGAUGUUUUGAACCAACUGGAGUUUUUCAAUAACGCUGACCAAACAAUAAUCGGAGUCCUGGAAUCAAACACUGAAGAACUUCUUAAAUAUCUGCCACCAAAUGAACAAAAAAUUAUGAUAUUGGAUAUCGAGGCACUUCAAAAACAAUGGAGCUCAGUCAUUUCAAAUAUACCCAAGCAUCUUAUGAAGCUCGAAUUCAGAUUGAAUGAAAUCGCUUUUUAUAGCGACAUGGGUCAGAUUGAAAAAGAGUUGAACGCUGAAGAGCAAGCCUACAAUUGCAAUGAAAAUUAUGAAACCAUUGUUCAGCGAAAUGAAGAUUUUUUCAAAACAAAUGACCUACAAAAAAUUGAAAAAAAUUUGGCGACUUUGGAAAAGAUAAGCUACGUUUACGCAGAACGAUUUUCAAAUGAUCGAGUUUUAUGUCAGCAGUACCAGCUAGCAAACAAUGCAUGGAUUGAAAUGUGCAAAAGGAUCGAAAACGUCAAAAAUAUUCUACAUCAAAUUCCAGCUCAAUGGGAUGCUUAUCAUAACAAGUUUGAAGAUAUGACACAUUGGAUGGAUCGUGUUGACCAAUCGUUGCAGCAAAUAAUGAUGGAAAAAGAAACGUUGGAGCAGUUUGAACAGGAGAAGAAAACUUUUCAGUUGAGGGAACUAAUGAAUAUAUGUUUUGAAGCGGACAACAAAAGAGAGGACAUGAAAUGGUUGGUGAAAACGUUGGAUUUCUUAUUGAAUCACACAAAUGAAGAACUGGCAACAAUCGAGCAAAACAAAAUUGAAGCUUUGAUUGCCCGUUACAAAUCACUUAUACCAACAAUAGAAACAACGAUGAUUAAAACUGAAAUAUUUGCAAAGUGUUACACAUAUCGUCAUGAAACAGAAGAAAUAUGCAACUUGUUGGACAAAAUAAAAAUGCAAAGCAAACAGGCUCCAACACCAGACAGUUACAAUAAUGUGAAUAAUAUGAUAGAACAGCAGAACAUUUCUUUAAAAGAACUGGACAAUCAAAGAGGACAUAUAAUGAAAAUGCUGCAAAAGGGUAAAGACUUGAGCAAAAAUGCGAAUGCUCCGGAAUUUGUCAGCAAAACAACUAAAAUUCUAGAGAACAGCUGGAAUGAUACAUAUAAUGAAGCUGCGGGCAAGUUGAAAACAUUGCGAGCUAUUCAAAAAACAUGGAGUAAUUUCAAUGAACAGAAAGGCAAAAUUGAACAAUUACUAAAAACGGCAGAAAUGGAGUUAAGAUCCAUCACACCUCUUCAAACAGAUCCUACCAGUGUCACACAAGAUCUUGAAACGAAGAAACAACUAGCAAUGAAUUUGAAACAAGCAUCAUCCAAAUCAUUCCUGCAGUUGAAUGAUCUUUGUAGGGAGUUGGGGUCGUCUAUUCUUCCAACCGCAGUUCAAGCAUUGGAAAAAGAAACGACUGAACUACAAAACAGAGUAUUUAAUACUGUUAACUUUGUCGAGAAGCGUAUUGAUUAUCUUUCAGACUAUAAUGAUAAAUGGAAUGAAUACAAACAGCGACUAGAUAACUUGAAAAAUUGGGCUGGUAAUGUGUAUCCAAAAAUGAUGGCUUCUAUCAAGCAACCACAAAUUACUCCGGCCGAUAGACUUCAAAAAACAACACAGCUAGAGAAUGUGUUGAGUGAAAAAAUGAAAACAUUGGAUAUGCUCAAUGCAAGUGCCUCGGAUUUAGCCUCUAAAGAAGGCAAUUUAACCGAGAUGAAACGUCUCAAAAAUGAAGCACAACGUUUACAAGUCACUUUUUCAGAGCUGAACAAUACGCUUAAUGCUGAAAAAGCACAAGUUAGUCAAGAUUUAGAAAUGUGGGACCAAUACAACAAUGAAAUCGAAAAAAUAAAAUCAUGGAUUGAACAGAUCCAUUUUCCCCAGCAAACCAAGAUUUGUGUACUUGAAGAUGCAAAAUUACUUCAAAUAAAAUUAAAUGACCUCAAUGUGCAAUGCAGCAAUGCAUUCACUGAGUUGCAAAAUUUGUCACGAUUGUGUCAUAACAUUAAAUAUGGUGUCAAACCAACUGAAGAAGUAGACAAAUGUUAUGCAGCACUGACGGAUGUUCACGAAAACGUACAGCAUAUGAAAGGAAAGAUGGAUAAACUUAUUCAAAACUUUUCUACAAUGGAUGCUGAGUUGACAAAAAUUAAUUCAUUUGUAAAUGUAGCAAAUGAUAAAUUGCGUCAGUUUUCGGCUUUAACAUCAGAGCACUUACCUCUUGAUAAGUUAGACAACAACAUAAAAUCGCUACGUUUGUUCAACAAUGAGAUCUCUGAGCAGCAAGCCAAACUUAUCUCACUGGUGCAUGUUUUUGAUCAAAUCAAUACCGGAAUAUCAGAAGAAGGAAUUCCCGCGUUGAAAAAUAAGUUGCAAGAACCAAAAGAUCAAUUAUCAACUCUCAGUGAUGAAGUGCGGCGUUUAAUCAACGAAUAUUAUAAACUCAUUGUAAUUCAACAGAGUUUCAAUGCCAAAAUGACCGACUUCAGCAAUUGGAUGGAUCAAAUGACAACCAAUGUAGGAGAUUUGGAAGAAACUCUGCUAGAUGAAAUUGAUCUCGCACUACAAAAAGUACACUACCUAAUACAACAGCAUGUAGGAAAACAAGAAGCAUUCAAUGAAAUUUAUUCCGGAAUAAAACACGACAGUCUGUCUUCUAAUGUGGAAGAUCAUGCCGUGGUAGAUGAAACCUACACAUCGUUAGCUAGUAAUUAUCAGAAUAUCGAAGCUACUUUGCAGGCAUACAACAGUUAUUUACAAAAUUGGUCUGAUUUUGUGCAUUGGUACCGCGGAUUCAAAGAUCAAAUUCAGUAUAUGGGUGACAAUGCAGUAAAGUAUGAUUUGGUCGAUGAAAAUGACUUGAAACAGAUGAUGAACACAAUUGAAAACUAUAAACAAGAUAUUCAUUCUUGGAAGGAAAACAUGAUUACUGUUGAGCUUCAUCCUAGAGUUAAAAUAUGUGACCAGAAGGGUAACAAAGUUUCAGCGAUACCCAUGAUUGUAGAUCUGGAAAACAAAUUGGAUAAAAUAAAGUGCCAUUGUGAUGCAAAAACAAAUGAAUUAAGAGAUAUCAAACAAAGAGCCACUGCUUUUCAUGAAACACAAAGGAAGAUAAUCGCAAAUUUGAAUUUAAUUUCAGAUAAAUUGAAAGAUAUUAUCAAAAACGUAAGAUUAACCAAUAUAGGUGACAAACUGGAGGAGCUAUCUGACUUGAAAGAUAGCCUUAAUAAUGAAUGUUCUUCAAAAGCACAUAUUCAGUACGAAGGAGCUUUAUUGAUGAAACAAGAAGGGAUUCCGUUGAAUAGCAUUCAAGAGCCUCUUGUAGCUCUUGAUAAAGAGUUGAACAAUAUGCAAAGUGAUAUACAUGAAGCUAUUGAAACAUUGGGCCAUGUCCUUGAUAACUAUAACGAUUUUAACACAUUCAAUAUGGCUUUUAAUGCUGAGCUAAAAAAUAUAGCUACUGUGAACAAAGCAACAGUUAUAAAUGCUCCUGACAAACAAUCAAUAAUUGAUAAGCUCGAACAGUUGAAGAAAAAUUCAGAAUCAAUGAAAAGGAUUAAAAAGAAUGCUGAUGGUGUUUCGCACAAGGGUAACGAAAUCGUUAAAUCAUUCCGCAAAUACAAUCCAUUAGACUGCGAAAAUCUUCUAGAGAUUAUUAAACAAAAUAAUGAAGCAUUCAAGUUAAAUCUGGAUCAGUUGAUUGAUAAUAGUAAUGCUCUUAAUCACAAGUUGGCUUUGUAUAAGCAAAUCGAAGAAUUGGGACGAGACAUUAUAGCGUGGCUAGAGACAACCAAUGAUCAAUUCAACCGUGUGUUCGACAAUCCUUGUGAGACAGAGCACAAGAUAACUAACUAUGAAAACGAUCUACCGAAUCAACUCAACUCUAAAAGGAAUUUUCACGACCUUUUGUGUGAAUACAAGCAAAUGAACAACGAUAGUUUACCUCAACCCCUUGAAGCAAUGGAUGCCAACAUUGAAACUAUGUUCGCCGCAGUCCAGCUACAUUUUGAAAAACUCAAUUCCAAAAUGCAUGAAUACAACGAGACAGAGAAAGACCUGAAAGACAGAAUCAAAAGGAUCAUUGAAAAACUUUAUAACAUUCGUGAAAAUGUUAUGAAUUGUGACGACGUUACUCUAGAUACCAUCAAGCAGCUUAAAAAUUUGGAGAAGUUACAAACCCUUCGCAAUGCUAUUAAUUUAAUGGGAAUUGAAAUCACGGAUUUGAAGAAUAGUUUUGUCAACGCAGAAACAAAGUUUGAUUCCAUCAAAGAAAGCACAACUUCUCGAGAAGUUCACAAUUUGGAACAUCGCUUCGGAAUGGUACUAAACAACCUCAAUGAUGUAGAAAACAAAAUUAAUAAGGCUGUCGAAAAAGCUUUCAAAGAUAAAGCCUCAACGAUAAAUAGAAAUAUUUCUUCACAAUUGGAAAAAUUAAACUGGUGUCAACCUGAACCGAACAGCGAUAAGUACAAUUUAGAGAUGAAAAAAUCAACAUUAUGUGACAUCGAACAAUCAAUUUCUGAAUGUGACGCUAAUUUGAUAAAUCUUUCAGAGCUACUGGCGUCUCUUGAUGUUGUAUUGACUCCAUCAAAAAUUUCUCAUUUUAAAGAAGAAAAAGAAGAAGUUCAAAAAGGUCUCACUUAUUUGAAAUCAGAACUUAAUAAAGUAAAAACCGUGUUAAACUCCAAUAUAGCACUGUGGGAAGAAUAUGAAACAAAAUCAGCGGAAAUUAUUCAAUGGUUGAAGGAGAUUGAAAAGAAACAUAAAAUGGAAACGGUGCUUUUGAUAGAUUUGAAUACGCUUGAAGACAAAAUUUAUGAAACAAACAGCACUCAUGAAGCCUUGACGAAAUUCGGAUCGAAUUUGAGCAAACUGCAUGAGAUAGCAAAUAAUAUAAAUGCUAUAAAUCCAGAAUCCCGAGCGAUGGUUCUUGUACAACAGUUACAAACUAGAUUUAAUACAUUUGAAAAAUAUUUUUCAUUCCUCUUGAACAGAUUGUCGGAAGUCGAUUCCAAAAAUAAACAAUUCAAAUUGUUGAUGAAAGAUAUGCUUGUUUUCAUCGAAAACACUCGGCCAGUAGUAAGCAGUUUUGUUAAAGUAUUGAACAAAGAUAUUGAUGAAUUGAAGAGCUGCCGUACUCAAAUAGUAGCACAGGAGCAAUCAAUCAAUGAUACAUGUUCCUUGGGUGAAAAUUUGUACGUGGAAGUUAAUCCUGAUUGUCGUGAGGCAAUAAGAAUGGAAGUUUUAGCCUUGCGAAAUGCCUAUCAUGCUCUUUUGGAUGAAUGCAAUUCCAUCCUGAAAGAGAUGGAAACAAAUAUCAUUAACAAAAAAACGAUCGAUGAAAGCCAUAGCCAACUCCUUACAUGGCUAAAUGAUCUGAAAAACAAAUUGGACAGAAUGCCAGAAACCUGUGAAAAUUUACAACUGAAGAAAAAUGCAUUAUUUGAAUGUAAUGCUAUGCUCAAAGAUGCAAAUUAUCAUAAAGCAAGUGUUGAACAACUUCAAAAAAGAUCUAGUAAAUUGUAUAACGCAGAUGCCUUAUUGAACAUCAAUGAUACGUGUGAACAAUACUCUGCUCUUAUAAGCAGUCUAUUACAAAAAAUAACUGCCUACGAAACAGCUGUAAAAGACCAUGAACAUUAUAAUAGCGUAUUGGAAAAAUCUCGCGAUUGGCUCUUGAAGCUUAAGUCACAAACAAAUGAUGUGUUCAAUGAUGAGAUUGAUUACAACAAGAACAGAAUUGAAGAGCAUUUAUUGAUUAUUGACAAUACUCUUGUGGAAGAAGAAAUUGUUUUAGACAGUCUGAACGAUGCAUAUAAUCAAUUCACCAUUGUGUUGAGUCAAACAACGGAUGCUGGACAUUCUGAUCUACUCAGAACAUUUGAAGAAUGUAAGAACAGCUGGAUACAAUUCUUUGAAAAAUGCAGAACGAUUAGAUCUAAACUUAUGAACAACCUUAACAAAAUCGAAAAUGCGAACCAUAGUUUGGACGAUUGGCUCGCCUUGCUAAGUCAAACAAAAACAAAAAUUAAAGACUUAUCUUGUCAAAUAUCAGUUGAGCCAAAACAAAAUGUUAUCACAAAAUUAGGAAUGCUGCACAAGAACAUUGAAGACCAUGGAGUACAAAUCAGUAAUAUGGUUCAGGAAUAUCAACCGUUGAAAACAAACAACGACAUUUCAGUAAAGAUCUAUCAUGUUCAAAACGAAUAUCGAACUGCCAUGAGUUUGUGCACAGACGCAAUCGAUAAAGCAAAUGCUGUCAUCAAUGAUCAAGUUGAUUUCGAUAAAGCAUACGAUGAAUUCUCAAGCGUUCUAGUGAAUCACUUACGAUCAUUAGAUGAAUUUGAGCAAUUGGUUGGUGAUCUAAACAUAUUGCAAAAACGACAAAUUCAUCUUAAAGAGAUAGCAUACAAACGGCUUGAUGAUGCCAAUACUUUCGAAGACUUGAUAAGCAAAGGAGAAAAAUUAUCCAGUCAAACUUCCCCAGAAAAUCGUGAUCAAAUUCGUACAAGACUCUCGGACUUGAGACAGCAAUGGGAGAAACUUUCUGAUAAAUUAGAAGACACAUCACAAAAAGUAGAUCAAUGUAUUCUUCAAUUGGGAGAAUUCAACUUGCAACAAGAGCAACUUUCCAAAUGGUUGAAAGAUAUUGAAAUAUCUAUGGCAAUUACUGCUGAACUAAAAUCAAAUAUUCAGGAUAAACGAUCUCAGUAUCAGAAUCAUAAGCUGAUGCAUCAAGAGAUUCUUUCUCAAAAUGCAUUAGUGGACUCAGUUUGCAACAAAGCACAAAAUUUGCUUUCAUUGACUAAUGAUCAACAUUUAGGAUCCUAUUUGAUAUCCAUAAAGGAUACCUAUCAAAAUAUCGUUCAAAAAUCCAAUGAACUUCUCAAUAAAUUAAAUGAAUGUGUGAAUGUUCACAAUAAUUACAAUAAUGUUCUUGGGAAACUAAAGGUUUGGAUCACUGAGGAAAAGAAUAAGAUUACUGCUUGUGACGACGAAGGAGGCGAAAAGCAAGAAAUUAUCAAACGAAUUGAAAUUCUCAGUCGUUUAAAACAAGGACGAUCAAAAGGUGACGAUCUUUUCAAUCAAUUAUUACAAUGCCACGAAGUCAAUAAACGGAGCACAGCUUCUCAGGGGAUCUCCGCUGCAGAAGAGGAAAUGAAUGUGAUCAAAUCCGAUAUGGCCGACCUUGACAGGUAUUUAAAUGAAACGGCAGAUAAUCAAACACGAUGCCUGGCAAGCUGGACAGAAUUCGAUCAACAAUUAGAAAAGCUCACCAAGUGGUGCAGAUCAAUGGAAACUAUUUUCAGAGAUCAGCAACUUCACGAUACUAUACAAGAAAAGGAGAGCCAAUUGCAAGUAUAUCGUACCAACUUGGAAAAAAUAAAUGAGAAACAGAGAGACGUCGAUGAUUUUGUCACUAAUGCCCAAGCUUUGUUCAGCAAAACAGGUGUUGAAAAAGUUAAAUUUUAUAUCAAUCAACUCAUCAAUCGUUAUCAACUCCUGCUUGUUUUAAGCAGAGAGGUAGUAAACCGUGCGCAAAAUAUUGUAAACGACCAUAAAAGUUAUAUUGAUAAACUUAAUGAAUGUGAUGGAUUGCUAUCAAGUAUUGAAAGCAGUGUGAAGCUUUUAACUGUAGAAAAUGAUUCCAAGAUUAAUAAAAACACUAUGCAAAACAUAGAUAUUGAAAAAGAGAAAAUGGAAAAUUACCUACUAGCAUUGGUGACGGCAAGUGAAAAGGUUUUGUCUGAAUCUAGCUCACAAGGCCGAGAGGUAAUACGUAAUGAUAUUAAAGAAAUUAGAGAUCGCUUUGAUAGUAUCAUGUCAACGGCCAACAAUUUGAAAAAACAAUUUGAUAUCAGAUCUGUACAAUGGUUAACUUAUCAAGAUAGCUUGCAACAAAUUACAGCUUGGCUUGAUGUUACUGAGAAAAAGUGUGACACAAGCGAAACUCAAAGCUGGAACACAAUGCAAGAGAUCCGUUCGAAACUCUUUAAAUAUAAAGCAUUGGUGCAAGAAAUUUCCAGUCAAAAACGGGUAAUCGAUUCACUGUGUGAAAAAACUACUCAAAAUUUUGGAAAUCAAGAUGGUGAUGUAAUAUCCAAAGUAGAGUCUAUUAAUCAGCGGUAUGAACUAUUGAAACAAAAAUCAAGUGAUAUUGUCGUUGAUCUAGAACGAUCUUUAUCAUUGCUAAAUCGUUUCAAUGAACUUCUGAAAGCCCAAAUUGAUUCACAAGAAGAGCUUCUAAAUGAUUUAAAGCAACUUUCUGAUAUUUCAGGAAGUAGAAAAAUUAUCCAAGAAAAAAUAAUAAAAGUAGAAGAACUCCAAAAGCUAAUGCCAGCUAAAAUUGUUACCCUGACGGAUCUAAACAAACUUAUUACUGACAACAGUGGCAUUAUUUCUUACGGGGCGAAAUUGAACAUGGAACAGGAAUUGAAUAAAGUACAACAUGAGAUUGGAAAGCUGAGCACUUCCAUUAACGAUACUAAACUCGAGCUAGAAAAACGCAUUGAACUUUGGGAUGCAUACAAAAAUGAGCUUGAUGUGAUCAAUAAAUUCUUAUUAGAGGUUGAAGAUUGCAUGCGAUCAUAUGGGUUGAAAAACUCUCUGCUUGAGAAACAAGAACAACACGAACUCUAUCUGACUCUGUGUGGAAAACUUAAACACAAAAAUCUUGCUUUUGAUACAUUGCACGACAAAUCAUCAGAACUAUUACAAAGUAGCGGAGAUGCUAAAAUUCCAAUAUCAAUGCAGCAAAUAAAAUCCCGCAUGCAGUCCGUCGAGAAUGCCAUUAAAGAACUUUCUAAAAAGUGUGAGCAAGCUUAUGAAGAACACAAGACAUACAAAACUAAAUAUGACGAAUCUAUUUUUGAACUAGAUCAAAUAAAAGAGGCUUUUGAAAAUUGCAAGUUCAACCAACAAAGUAAUUUGGAUGAAGUUAUGCAAACAAUAAAAAUGCUACUCACAAAGCAAAAUGCGAUAAGCGUACAAUGUACCAUAGUGUCGGAUUUAGGCGAGAAAAUAUACACUUCAACUGCGACACAAGGACAACAAGUUCUACGCAAUGAGAUUCAGGAUUUGAUGCAGCGACUUGAAAAACUCUUUGAUGAGAUACAUUCAUACUUGAAGCAAUGUGAAGCCAAGUGUACUAAAAUUUCUGGGUUUAAAGAGAAACUUGAUCAAAUUCAGCAGUGGUUGAAUGAUAUAGGUUCAAGCCUGACUUGUGAUAUGAUUUUAAAACCAACACUUGAUGAAAAAUUAGCUCAGCAACAAACUUACAUUGAUCUGCUUACUGAUAUUAAAAAUCAUAAACCUGAAAUGAACAACAUACAGGACCUUCUUAACAAUUUAACACAAGAAGACGUGGGAGUAGAUUCAGUUUUUGUUGCUGUAAACAAAACCUACAACGAGUACUUCAAGACAUGUGAAGAUUGUGUGCAAGCAUAUGAAACAAUUGUUAAUAAUCAUCGACAGUAUUGUAAAGUGGUGCUAGAAACCUCUGAUUAUAUCGAUGCAAAUCAUAACACAAUUGAACUAUGGGGUGAAACUGAUCUGGAUCAAGUAUCAUUGCUUACAAAUUUGGACCGAUUGAAUGAAUUGAAAAAAUCGAUUGUGUCGGAAAGUAAUAGAAUUGAACAGAUACGAACACUUGGUGAGCUAACUAUUCCUGAUACUAGCGAUGAAGGGAAGGCCAAUAUAAGGCUGCAGAUUGAUAUUUCACAACAAGAAUGGGAAGGACUGUUAGUGACUGUUGAUGCUACGAUUGAAAAACUACAAUCCAAAAUAUUAGAGUGGAAUGAUUACGAAAAGCAACGUACAGACUGUAUGAAUUGGAUUCGUGAUGUAGAUUCAAAAAUACAUUCAAUUGAUCUGAAAGCUAGUCUGAACGAGAAAAAAGCCACAUUGGACUAUUUGAAAAGUCUGCAAGGUGAAGUCAAAGCAAAGGAACUUGAAAUUGACAGUUUUACUGAAAAAGCUCAACAGCUUUACAGGGGCUAUUUGAGUAGUAGAAACUCUCAAAUAUCUGAAUUAGCUAUCAAGUAUCAACAAACUUCCAACCGUGUCAAAGAGCUAGCAGCAAGAUGGCAACAAUAUGUCAUAAGUCAUCAAGAGCUAGAAUCUCAAGUAUCCAACUGCAAGCAUUGGCUGAAUGGUAUGAAAGAAAAACUUCAUUUUUGUGCUGAUCAAAGUACUACUUCUGAGAAAGAAUUGCAAAGUAAAUUAAAAUUAAUACAAGAGUUUAUUGUGAACAAGGAUGAAGGUACUUCAAAGAUUCAAAACAUAAUGGAUUUGGCACAGCAAGUUCUGGCUUGUACAACUUCGACUGGUCACGAAGCAAUCAAUAGAUCUGUUACCGCUUUACAAGAUGAAUGGUCCACAUUGACAAUGAAAAUGUUGGAUGUAAAAUCCAAUUUAGAUGAAGCAAUUAAUCAAUGGUCGGGAUUCCUAGACCAAAUAAAUGAUCUUCACAAAAAUAUUGAGUGGAUGGAAAAUGAAUUCAAAACUAACUCAGCAUUUCAACCUACAAUGGCCGAGAAGCGCGCCCAAUUGGACAGGAUCAAAAACAGCGAAGAAAAAAUUCGUAUGGAACGUAUCGAAAUAGAACCACUGAAACAGAAAGUAGUCGAAAUGUGUAAUUUAGGUCAACAAACUCAAGCUGUGUCCACUGCGCAGCAGAUUCUUGGCAAAUUUGAUUAUGUCGCCGAUCAAAUAAAAAAGCUUCUUACCGAAAGAGAGGAUCAAUAUCGUGAUCAUCGCUUAUAUAAGGAAGCAUAUGACGAUCUGUUCAAUUGGAUUAACAGAGCUCGUGAAAAGCUACCAUGUGUCAAACAACAAUCGCUCAGUGACAAACUAUCAAUCGACAAUGCGGUCGCUCCUUUAGAUUCUCUCAUGAACAAAAAAGCUCAAGGAGAACUUCUAGUAGAACAUUUAGUUCAUACUGGAGAGGUAGUGAUGGCUUCAACGUCUACUAAGGGUAAAGAAUCUAUCAAAAGUGACAUUGAUGGGUUGAAAAACAACUUCAACAACCUUUUCAAAGAAAUCGGUGAUCAAAAACGAAAUCUCGAAAAAACUAUUUCAAUGCUUAGAGAAUAUAAAGAUGAAUACGAGCGUCUGUCAGAAUGGUUGCAGCAAAUUGACAUAAUAGUAAAAAACAAUAAACUGUCCAUGUCCUCUAAUUUACAAGAAAAAGAAAAACAAGUCAAAGAUAUGCGCGAUUUGGUAGAGCGGUUAAAUAAAGGUCAAUCAGAAAUUGACAAAUUCAAUGCCUUUGCCACUCCACUACUUCAAUCACAUUUAGACUCAUAUAUUGGUAAUCAGAUGAGGCAUCUGAAUUCUCGCUAUCAGGUUCAAGUUAACAUUGCCAAGGAUGUGUUGAAAAAGGUAGAAACAAACUAUGAUCUUCACAGAGAUUACAAUGAUUACUUGCAAAAGGCAAACGCUUGGAUUGAUAAUGCUAAAGAGAUUGUAAGAUUUUCCACUGAUAAUGUAGAAAAUGUAAGUAAGGAAAAUCUGGAAAAACGUUUAGAAAGGGUCGUAGAACUGAUUCAACAAAGAGAUCAAGGACAAAAUCUUGUCAACAAUACUGUCAAUACAGGCGAAAAAGUUUUGAAAAAUACUAAAUCUGAUGGAAAGGAAGUAAUAAAUGCAGAGCUUAAGGAUAUUCAAAGCAAUUGGGAUCGAUUGGUGAAAAAGUUGUCUACGGCUAAAGUUCAUCUAGAAACAAGCUUACUGCAGUGGGCUGAUUAUAGCUCUAGCUAUAAUCAUCUUCAACAAUGGAUACAGGAUCGAGAAUCAAAACUUCAACGAGUCAGCGAGCAAAAAGUUGUUAGGUUCAAGUCUGGUACACCUACGAGCUUGAGUAGCGGUUUGAAUGAAAGAAGGGCCAAUUUACGUCAAGCCAAUGAUAUUGUACAGGAUAUAGUUUCAUUUGAACCAAUGAUCCAAUCUGUUGCAAAUAAAGCGUCGGAUCUUCAUCAAACAUCUCCGGCAUCCGAAAUUUCACACAAAUAUGAAAACCUAAGCAAGCAAGCCAAAGAGGUUUUCGCUAAACAAAAAGAGACUGUUGAAUUACAUCAAGCAUUUAUUGACUCGAGUAACGAAUUUGCUGCUUGGAUAAGAAACGCCAAAGAAAAUCUUAAUAAAUGUACCGACUAUAGAGGUGAUAAGGAUUCGUUGGUUUCAAAAAUGACGCAGUUGAAAGUUCUUGAGAAUGAUGCUCCUGUUGGUCAAAAGAAGCUUGAGAAAGCACUACAGCAGGCUGAAAUAGCAUGCCAGAUUGUUGACUCGGAAGAAUGUGAAGCGAUAGAGAAGGAAGUAGCUAUCCUCCAAGAAGAAUUUGACAACUAUUGUCUAGCUCUAAAGAAAAUAGGAACAGCUCUUGAAAACGGCAUUGUCCGCUGGACAGAGUAUGACGAUCAGUACAGUAUCGCUCAAAAAUGGUUGAAUAAUAUUGAAGAGGAAAUGCAACAGUACAACAAGAUGCAGAGUAGCCUUGAAGAGAAGAAACGUGUAUUGGAGGAGUUUCAGACAAAAUUACAAACUUUGUUUGACUGGCAGCGUGAGCUUGAUAAUCUGAAUAUGAAAGCUCAAGUCCUCCUUGACAUUUGUGCCGAUACUCGAGUCAGCAACGGUGUAACGCAGCUAACGACGAAAUAUAAUGUGCUGCUAUCUAUUGCAAAGGAAACAAUGAGACGACUUGAACAACAUUAUCAAGAACACCAGCAGCAUAAUACCCUUUACGGUGAAUGCCAGGAUUGGCUAGAUAGAAUGCAUGAAAAGAUUAAAGAAUGUGAUACUAUUCCUCACACUGUAACAGAAACAGAAUCAAAGUUGAAUAUCAUUAAAGGUAUUCGACAAAACCUCGAACAAGGUCAAAACAAACUGCGUUAUCUAUUUGAACUUAAAGAAAAAAUAGUUCUCAAUACGGAAUCGAACGGUGCCUCUAAAAUUGCCGAAGAUACCGAAAAUAUUAAAGCGGAUUAUGAAUCCUUGAUGCUGAAUAUUAAUGAAAACCGUCAAAAGCUGAUGAAUCGCUUGUCAUUACUGGAAGACAUUGGAAAACUUUCAAAAGUUCUGUUGGAAUGGAUUGAAGAAGUCCACGGAAAACUGAAUGAAAACACGAACUUCAGUGAGCUUUCUGAUACAAGAAUCGCAUUAGAAAAAUAUCGCACCAUUCAGAGGGAAACCGCAAAUUAUAAUGAGGUUGUUGGUAAAAUAAAAGAAAAGCUUGCCGAAUCCGACAACAUUAGAAAUGAUAAAGUGACUCAACUGCUUCAAGAUUACGAUGAUUUGAUAUCGAAGCUGAACACAGAGGUCGAAAGCUUAGAAAACCAGGUCAACAACUAUGAAAAAUUCAAGCAAGGGCUUCAAGAGUUGUAUGAUUGGAUGAAGACAACUAGAUCAAAUUCUGAGAGACUAACAGACUAUCAUGGUGAUAAAAACCAUAUUAUUGAACAACUUAAUCGGUUGAAAGAAAUACAGCUGUCAUUCUCCGAAGGCAAAAUCUUGCUGGAGAGCGCACAGGAACUUGGAACUAAGCUACUACAAAUUGUACACCAGGAAGGCCACGAUUCCGUUAAACAAGAACUAUUGCAAGCAAAAUCAGAUUUUGAAGAUGUAGAAGCUUUGACAAAAACGAUCAAUCAAGAAUUGACGGAUGUGUUGACUACAUGGGAAAACUUUUUGCAAAAAACAGACGACAUUGCCGCAUUUAUUUUGGAAUAUGAGGGCAAAAUAUCUUCAUUCACCGACGAAAACGCUGGCGAACAAGAAGCUAGUCUCAGACAACUGAAGCAUAUCUUCAAUUUAAUUGUGACCAAGAAAAAUUCCAUUGAAGAAUUGAAUGAUAUCUGCGAAGCAUUAAUGGAAAAAUGUGCAUGUUCUAUUGUUCGAGAUCGCACCGUUGAGCUCCAAAAAAGCUAUUCAUCAUUGUUGGUGAACUUGCAAGGAUUAAUAUCAAAAUUGGAAAAGGAUGUAGUGAGUCAAACGGAAUUUAUUUACUUCAAAGACGAAAUGCAGAAAUGGAUCGAUGAAGCCAAACGAGAGAUAUUAGAAUCACAGUGCUCCACUGCCGACGAUACUGUCAAUACCAAAAAGAAAAUACUUACUAUGCAAUCGCUUUCAAACACUGUACCCCAAGGACAAAAGCUUUUCGAAAUGCUACAGGAUUCGUUCACGAAAUCAUCCUACAUGUACUCCGAAGACAAGCAAACCAACAUGUUCCAAACAAUAUCUGAACAGCGUGAACAACUGGAUGCUAUUGUAAUGGAUAUUAAUAGCACUUUAAAUGAUUUGAAUUCCAAAUACCGUCGUUUGGAACAAUAUGAAGAAACGAAAAAACAAAUUGCAGAUUGGAUGAGCGCCACUGAAAAUUCGUUUGAAAUGUUGCCGGAGACACAUGGAGAAAUGGGCGAGCUCAAAAUGAUACUGGAAAAAGCUAAGCACAUUCUCACUGAAGUAACAUUUAAAAAAGUAGACUUGGAUAAUACCCAACAAGAAGCUACUGAUCUAUUUGAGUCAGGUAGAGCUGCCAUUGAAACUGAGAAAAUUUUAAAUUUACAACAAAGAAAUAACAAGCUAAAUGAAAAAUGCACUUAUAGCAUUCAGAAGUUGGAGAUGGAACUGAAUGACCAGAUGACGUAUUACCAAACGCUACAGGAAAUUGAAAAAUGGUUACUUCAAAUUUCAUUCCAGUUAAUGGCACAUAAUUCGUUGUAUAUUCAUAACCGAGAACAAACGUUGGAGCAAAUUGAGCAACACGAGAAGUUACUGAACGAAAUUCAACGAUAUCAAGUAAAUAUUGACGAUUUUAACAUAAAGGCACAAAGUCAAAUUGAAAGAUAUGUAUCGUUUUCACCCGACAUCAAAAACAAGAUUGAGAAUCAGAUGAAAAAUAUUCAGGACAGUUAUAACUCACUCUUGAAUACUUCGGUGCAAAUAAAAAACCGACUUUACGAUUCUCUCCACAAAUUUCAAGAAUAUGAAGACACUCUCGAUGACAUAGCCAGAAAUCUGGAUGAAGUUGAACCCGAGGUGGAAAAAGACAGGGAGCUCAAUUCCAACGAUUUAAAUAUGGUAAAAAAUCAGCUUGAACGUGCCCAGAAUAUCCAUAAUAAACUGCAAGUUGAAAAAAGUCGUUUGAUUCACGCUGUUCAAGCAUGUGAAGCUGCUACUGCGAGUAUUAGCCGACCAAGUUCGCCCAUCGAAAGUGCCCAUCAAGUGAUUCCGGAAAAAGAACUCAUUGUACGUGCACGGUUAGAAGAUCUUAUAGAUGAGGUUCAAACAUGGAUUACUGAUCUAGUAUCAGCAGUUAAUGGUUGUGAGCAUCAACUCAAACAAAAAAUUGAACUGGAACAAUGGAUUGAUAAACAGACUGCAACUAUAAAUGAAUGGUCGUCCAAGCCAUCCAAAUUUCGAUCCGAAGCUGCAGAACAGGAAAUUAAACAAAUGAAUGAGUUACUUAGAAACAUCAUCAUAAAGAGGGAUGAAAUUUCCUUUACUGAUGAUGAGCUAACUGAUAAGCUUGACGGUCUUGAACGAGAGUUGAAAAAAGUGAUUGACAAAAAAUCCUUUAACCAAUCCCACAUUGAACGCUACAAAAAAGGUUAUGAGGAUACGCAGAACUGGCUGGAUGCAAUCAGCAGUCAAAUUGACAAUCUUGAAAAGGGAUGUGGUUUGAACGGCAAGCAAAGACUGGAAAGAGUAAUUAAUAUUCAAAAAAUACUUCAAGAUGAUAAUGACAAUCUCAAAAAUUACAAGCACCUUGCGUCUAUUGUAAUUGAUCUUGUAAGUAACUUAGAUGCACAACAAGUUAAUGAGCAAAUGAAAUCAAUCGAUCGAAGGUUCAACGAUAUAAGUAAAAGGUUGAAUCGGAAGUUUGAAAUGAUUGAUUCAAUGAACAAAGCUUACACGAAGAUUGUUUCCGACAUUGAUUGUGUACAACAAUGGCUAUGCGAAAAGAAAAACUUAGUUACAUCACCGUACACACUCGGGUAUGAAGCAAAGUCGGCUGAAACGCAGCAGCAAACUUUCAAAUCACUAAUGAAAGAAUUGGAAAGCAGGCAAUCAUUUACAGAUACAAUUGGCAAAAGAAUUACUAGUAUCCAAGGCGAUUUGGAAAGCGCUGAAAAGCAGCCACUGGAAGAUGAUUUCAAAAAACUUUCUAGCGAUCUCAGUGCCCUAAACGAUUGCAUUCGAAAAGAAAUUGAAAAAAUCUCCGAUGAAAUUCUUUGUCGCAAGAACAUGCAGAACAAUUUCGAAAUGACUCGCACAUGGAUAAAAUCUAAGCUCAAUGAUGUAAACAAGAUAGCUGAACAUCUCCCUCUGAUGGCAUCCAACGUUCUGUCAGAAAUAAACUUGUGUAAGCGCCACGAAGUAACUAUUCGAGAAUUUGAAGAGAAAGCGUUCAAAGAUUUUAUUCAUCAAGUAAAUGAAAUCAUGAAGGACUGUAAUGAGGAUGGUCGGAAUAAGCUGUCACAUGAUGUUCAAGAAAUCAGAAACAAUUUGACGGAGUUGAUUGAGUGUUGUACGGGAAAAAUUGACUUUAUGGAAAGAGAAUGGAUGAAACGUUUGAAUUAUGAGAAUAACAAGGAUCGAUUUAAUGUUUGGUUGGCUGAUGCUGAGUCCAUUGCAUCGAUCAACGUCAGAGUAACCAGCUUGGACAUUCUUAAGGAGCAGUUUGAGAAAAUCAAUAAGUCAAUGAAUGAGAGUGCAGCCAUAAAAGGUUGCCUCAAAGAACUUGACGAAUAUAAGAAUGCGAUUAUACCAACAUUGAAUGAGCUAGAUAAAAAUUGCAUCAAUGCUCAAGUCAAAAACGCUCAAGAUAAAUGGAAUAGUCUUUAUAACGUUCUAUCUUCAAAACUUGAAAAAAUCAACAGUCACAUAAAUGAAUUCGAAGAUGCGUUACAUAAAAUUAAGAAAUGUGAAGAGUUUUUGGCUCAAGUUCAAAAUCAAAUACGUGAUAUGAACAAACCUAUGGCCAGCAAAAUCGAGUGCAUUCAAGAUUUCUUGAUAUCGUAUGAAACAAUCUUAGCCGAUUUAAAAGAAAAACGUCUGGAGUUGAAUUCAAUUCUUCUGACCAAUAUUCCACAUCUGCGAGAGAACACAUCGAAGCUGGAAGAAAUGAUAAUGACAAUAGAAGAGCAGCUGAAACGAUUGAAAACAAUAUUGACCAUGAAAGACCAAUUCAUCGGAUCAAUCAAUGACGUCGUUAAAACACUAGCAAAAAUCAACACUGAAUAUAGUGAAAUUGAUAAAUUUCCAUCUGCAAUUGAAGAAAGACUAAAAAAAUACGAAAAUAUUCUACUUCAAAUUGACGGUUGCAGCAACAUGAUUGCGGCUGCUGCAGAAAAAGGACGAUUGAUUGCAAAUGAGGGCACAGAUUUAGAUCGUCACAAUAUAAUGGACCAACUUCAUUCUUUGAAAACUCAAUUGGAUUCAGUUAAGAGAAAUGUUACCACCGAUCAAGAUAAAUGUAGAAAGGAGCAAAUGCAUCAGAAUUCACUGUUACACGAGUUUUCUACUCUGAUCAAUUGGUUCCAGAACAACAAUGAAGUGAUUGAAUCUCGUCCAUUGUAUAGUGAGCAGUUGAAUGAGUCAGCCGACCUUGUUGCCUCACAUAAACGAUUGUCUUCUGAAGCACGAACAAAAAUCUCUCAACUGGACAAUCUAAUGCAUAAAGUACAUUCGGGCACAAGAUACCCAAGGGAACUUCAAGCAAAGAUUGAAACGGCAGAGCAAUUCAGGAUUACUAUUCCACAGAAACUUACUGAUCGGGAAGCGUAUCUCCAACAAAACCAUGACUAUCGCAUUACCUAUCACGCAAGUAUAGAUCAAUUGAGCAAAUGGUUAGAUCAAACUGAAAAACAUGUGGAAAAAACACCUACAUUCAAAGUGGACAUUGAUUGUUUGAACCGAGAAAUUGUUGAGCUUGACAAAAUUGUCGAAUCUGAAAUCGCUACAAGAAAUUUGCUCUAUCAUGAUAUUCAAGAACAAGCAGAUAUGUUCUGGCACACUCUUGAAGAAAAAGAUCAGGACAGAUGUCUAUCGCAGCUACAAUUGUACAAAACGCGUUUCACUGAGCUUUCCAAUAGUAUUGCUCUCAAUCAAAAGGAAAUCCUAUUCAAUAAGAAUGUGCUGGAGCAACAUGUAUCACAGCGUAGUAAGGUGCUCUCGUGUCUUCAGAAUACUAGAUUUGAUGAUACUUUGAUGAUUCAACCAACACUGUCUGCGCGAAUCGAAUUCGUAAAUGAAAUGCUUGCAAUGCUUCGGACGAAACAACACGAGCUUGAUACAUUUAAUGAAAUAACAGGAACAAUCAUUCAAAAAUCACAUCCUAUUGAAAGUGAAAAAAUAAAUAGUGAUAAUAUUGAGCUCAACAAUCGGUGGACAAGUGAGGCAAGUUUUCUGGAAAAUUUACAUGAAAAUUUGAUUCAGCUUCGACAGCAGUGGAUUCAACUGGAAGAUAUCCUUCAAGAACUAGAGACAAAAUCCAGCAGCCUGUUAGAAAAGGACAAAAGUCUUGAUUUGGUAGUACGAUCGAGUGAAGAUAUCCAGAAUAAAUGUGCAUCAGUACAGAAUUUGUUGGAUGACAAAACAGUGCUCAACCAAUUGAAUGAGAAAGCUAAUCUAUUGGCUAAAACAUUGAUCGAAGCAUUGCGAGAACAAAAACUAUCUCCAAACACAUUAGAAGAAAAAUUGAUACAUCUGAACCAAAUCGACUCUAGGCUGACUGAAAAUUUGAAGGCGAAACAUCGCAAAAUAAAUCAAAAGUUGGAUAGCAUACAUCGCUUCUCGGACAAAUUAUCAAAACUAAGCAGUUGCAUCCAAGAAUUACUGGAAAAACUAAAGCAGAUUGAUCCAUUCGAUGAACGUUUAUAUCAAACGGAAAAAAAUCUUGUAGCAUGCAAAUCUAGUGCUCACGAGUACUCAGAACAUGUUAAUCAACUGGAUCAACAAAUAAACGAAGAAUAUUUAGGAACUCAAGAUUUCUUACCCGUUGAUAUAGAAGAGCAACUUAAGUCCUUGAAAGCAUCCAUCACAACUAUUUCCGAAACCAUGGAACAGUAUACAAGUGAAUUCCAAAGAGCUAAGGAAAUUAGAACAAACUACUUUGUAGUUUAUGAUAGAAUCAAAACAUGGAUUGAAAACGCAGAGCUAACAAUAAGCAAUCACAACAUUGAUCCCAGUGAACUGAAAACGAAACUUGUUCAAUUGGUUCAUGAAAGCCAAGAAGUACGAACUGCUUAUGAACAACUGGUGUACUAUGGAAACGAGAUCAUUAAAAAUUCCAAACACUACAAUGACCAAAAGGCAAUGCAAGCAAACAUGGAUCAAAUUCUGUUUGAACUAUCAAAAACAAUUCAACUCAUUGAGGACAAAAAUCAUACCGUUGAUCAAAUUCUUGGAAAUUGGGCCAAUUUCAUGAGAGUUUAUCAAUUGGUGGUCGAAUGGUCUCUAAAAUUACGACCACUUUUGGACCGGAAGCUCCAGUUGAAUUCGCUCCAAGAAGCGCAAUCGGCUCGCCAUCAAUAUGCUAACGCUGUAUCAAGCUUGACUGAUGUAUCGCAAAACUUAAGCGAAAUGAAUCACGAAUUCGACAAAAUAAACGAAGUGUGCUCGACUGGAUAUUUGAAAAAUAAAUUACACGAAGCCGAAACACUGAAAAUCGAUAACGAGACUGUUCUAUUUGAAAGAAACUUGUACUUACAAGAAACUACAGAGGAGUGGCUACAAUUUGAACACAAAAUCAAAAGUGUAAAAGAGUGGAUAAAGGAAAGCUAUAGUUUAUUGGAAUCUGCAGACCUGAAGAACAAGCCUUUGCGAGACCAAUUGAGAAUUCUUGAGCAAAUGCUUGCUGAUGUAUCAGCACAAAAAAUCAAAGUUAACAUUUCUUUGGAGAAGCUGCAGGUUCAUUUUCACUCGGAAGUAAUUUACACCGAAAAUCCUAAUAUAGUGCACGACGGGCGUAUCGUUAUUGAAGAUCUGGAAAAGCUCAACAGAGAUGUCUUCCAGACCACGCAAAACUUGGACCGAGCUUUAGUGCAAAUAGAAGACUGCCAAAGUGAAAUGCAAGCAAUUCGUCAACGCAUUGUACAUGAAGAGCAGCAACUUCGAAAUAUUCUUUCACCACUCCACCAGUCGAGCGAUAGUGAAAAGAACGAACAGGAAUGCCGUGAACGUAUUCGAGCUCUUCAAUCGCAUCUAAACCAAAUAAACGCCAAAAUCAAACUGCUGCUACAACGCGGCUCUCCAGAGGAGUGAAAUAGCCACAAUUUCCGGUCAAUUUUAUCAAAAUCGUGAUUUUAUUUAAACAAAUCUUCACAUUUGUCAUGUAUAUUUAUAUAUUUGUUUGCAAUUAUCAAAUACAGAUAUGUUAUUAAAACAA
Messenger RNA from Aedes albopictus (Asian tiger mosquito), 24010 nucleotides. RefSeq names its product muscle-specific protein 300 kDa (gene Msp300). Gene Ontology annotation, cellular component: cytoplasm; meiotic nuclear membrane microtubule tethering complex; nuclear outer membrane. Gene Ontology annotation, molecular function: actin filament binding. NCBI's taxonomy places the organism in Eukaryota, Metazoa, Arthropoda, Insecta, Diptera, Culicidae. The record is from RefSeq and is a predicted model, not a curated record. Gene Ontology annotation, biological process: nuclear migration. The transcript is spliced from 18 exons. Bases 136 to 23886 code for a protein of 7916 amino acids.